CAGGCAUGGCUUUGGUCAAACCGUGACUAUUUACUUGGGGAAACUGAGGGUCCAGCUUGUGAUCCAUACAUGUUGAUAUUGGAAGCUGUAUACAGUAUUGUCACAAGUGAAAAGGCUCAUGGCUGGUACAAGCAUAGUGAAUACAUUGCAUAG
Suillus discolor is the source of this 153-nucleotide messenger RNA. RefSeq lists its product as uncharacterized. The record is from RefSeq and is a predicted model, not a curated record. NCBI's taxonomy places the organism in Eukaryota, Fungi, Basidiomycota, Agaricomycetes, Boletales, Suillaceae. The annotation marks the transcript as partial. The transcript has a single exon.